AUGGGUGCCUGCACUUCAAAGGUUGGCGCCACCGACGCCGCCGCCGCACCCGUCAAGGACCCCGUUCUGGCGGAGGUGCAGGCAGCUGGCGCCCUCGCCGCCAAGGUUGCCGCUGUCCUAGAUGCCGCCCCAAGCGCCAACGCUGAAGUCGAGGCCCAUGCUGCUGCCGAGCCUGCCGCCGCUGUGGUUCCCGUGGAGACAGUUGGCGAGGUGGCUGAGACCGCCGUGCCUGCUGAGGCCCCCGCUGCUGAGGAGCCCGCUCCGGUCGUGGCAGCCCCUGCUGCCCAGGAGCCCGCUGCGGCCGAGCAGCCUGCAGAGGCACCCAAGGGGGAGGAGGGGGCGCAGGCGUGA
Messenger RNA from Monoraphidium neglectum, 351 nucleotides. RefSeq lists its product as hypothetical. Bases 1 to 351 code for a protein of 116 amino acids. NCBI's taxonomy places the organism in Eukaryota, Viridiplantae, Chlorophyta, Chlorophyceae, Sphaeropleales, Selenastraceae. The transcript is spliced from 2 exons. The record is from RefSeq and is a predicted model, not a curated record.